AAAGGUGUGUUGUCCGCAGACGCACAACACCACACCUCCCUGCUCACUGACAGCGAUGGAAACCUCUUCAGUCCUCCUCGUGUGCAUUCUGGCGGCGUGUUCAGUCUGGGCUGUACACGGCAGAAGCUUUGAGGUCAACAUCGAUGAUCAGAAGCAGGUGGAGGUUGAAAUCUCUGUGAAUGGAAAGCUUCCAGGUCUUUGCUGGGCGUGCGAGUGGGCUUUAAAGAAGGUGAAGAAAGCCAUUGGACGUAAUGCCACAGCAGAGACCGUGACAACAAAGUUGAAGUCCAUUUGCAGGGAAAUGGGUUACUUAAAGUCCCUCUGCAAAGGAUUUGUGACGAAACACCUCGGAGAACUAAUUGAAGAGUUCACUACCACGGAUGACGUGAGGACGAUUUGUGUCAAUACCAGAGCCUGCAAGCCAAAGGAGUUUGCGGACAUUCUCUUUUAUCAAAAGGAGGACGAGUCAUCAAGUGAAAUGAACGUCUAUCGCUGAUGUCGUAUGCACGAACAACAAUCACUUAUUUUUGCUUUAUUGAUACUCACUUUACUUUAUUGAAACUGCAUCAAAAAUAUAUAAUCAAGAAUCUUUUCCAGCUCUCUUUCUUUCUACUCUGCAAUGUCUGUAACGUUUUUAUUUCUGUGGAAAGAAGUUAUCAAUAAAUGUUUGCAUUUCAAAUUUUCAA
Molecule: messenger RNA, 686 nt
Organism: Gasterosteus aculeatus aculeatus (three-spined stickleback)
Lineage: Eukaryota; Metazoa; Chordata; Actinopteri; Perciformes; Gasterosteidae
Product: antimicrobial peptide NK-lysin
Biological process (GO): lipid metabolic process; defense response to bacterium
Source: RefSeq, a predicted model, not a curated record